AAGGAGGAACGGCUCGUCUGGUGAGGGUGGGAGGAAGAUCGUGCGUCACAAAGAAAACAAGCCGGAGCAUCUUUUUUUCCCGGAGACAGAGGUCGACCUGUGAGAGGAUUGGAAACGCGCUGUCUCCCCUGUCUGCGCGCCAGUGGCGCAAUCUCCGUGAACGGCUUAGGUGGAGAGGGGCAAACAGCAAGUGCUGCUGGGCCGAACUGCUGCUUUUCGCCUCUGGCAGCCUCUAUCGAUCGGACAAUUCCGCCAUCGAGUUGGCUCGACACGAUUUCAUCUGCUUCUAGGUAAGGAAGGUGCUCCCUGGUAGGGGUUCUGAGGUGAUUCGGACUCGUAUUCGCAUACCGGAGUAUAUGCAAACCUGCCGCGCACGACCCUAUCGCCUUCUGUCUCGCGCACCAGAGUGCCUUUGAGCACGUGCUUUAGAUGGGUUUGCGGAGCGGUAACAGCCCGGCCAACUCGUCGCAGUCGAGAAUAUCGGCAUGGUUUGCGGCUCUCGUGGUGCUCGCCGGGUCCGUGUUCUUGCUGGAGUAUGUCGUGUUUUUCAAUGCCGGCAGGGGCAGAGAGAGUAGUGACAUGGGCAAGGGGCAGCAGGGCACUCCUCCUCAAGCCUGGCGAUUAGCACACCCUCCGACACGCACACAAGAGCCCGAUGCCGUCGCCACCGCUCCGCAAGUGGCGACAAAAGCAGCAGAAGUUCUACCAGUAGCGCCAGCUUCCUCCUCUUCUUCGUUUGGCGUUGAUCCGUCGGAAGAGGAGAAGAAUGGGAUGGUGCGGGCGGAGCCAGCGAGAAGGCUAGCCGUAGUUGUGCCUGCACAUGCGGGGGAUCUUGGCAAAGCUCUUACCUCCCUGGCGACAUGGCCUACGACUUGCCACAGCUCCACCCUGGUGAACGCACACCUGAUUUUGUAUUACGCUGGAGGAGAGGAUGACGACGUCGCGGCCGUGCUACCAGCGCUCGCGCAAACCGGCGGGCGAUGCUUCGCAAACACGAGGCUGGUCCUGGCAAAUUUGAGCCAAGAGGAAAACGUGUACCCGAAGGGCCCAUCGGUGCAGUUCUAUAAGCUUUACCUGGACUCUAACGUUCGUCGCCAAUUAAUCGAGUACGAUGCCUUGGCCAUCAUCGAGUGGGAUGUUAUUGUCGCCCACGACACGAGCUUUGAGAAGCUCUACGCCGCGGCGUUCGGAGGGGUGGAACCCUUCUGGAUCAAGGGGAGCACCCUGGAGGGCGUCAACUUUCACGAGACUGUCGUUCUUCCGGAGAGCCGGCACGUGCUGGGGCACAUCAACGGCAAUGCGAUCUACAACAACACCGACCCGGCCUUCGUUGAGUUCGUCAACUACACGCUCACGCGCUGGGAGUACACCCAGUCGUACGACGUGGCUCUGUGGGCCACGAUCUCGGACUUCCCUUACAGCUGGCCCUUGUGGCAGCGCUUCUCGCGAAAAUUUGUGGCGAUUGAUCUGAUUGCAAACGUUGGGUUUCAGGACAUGGACCAGCAGGCGGUGCUGAAGGCGGUGGCGAGCAACACGCUCUUCAUCCACGGCAGCCUGACGGGAGGGGGCGGGUCGAUGUUCCACGCGAGCGGCGCGAAGGCGGAUUCCUCGCCGGCGCUCCGGUUCCUUGGCAAGAACCGGCCGGGGGAAAGGUGCACGGCAUCCUGCGGGGGGGGGGCUCCGCCGUCCAGCGGCGUCGGCGCGGGGGCGUUGGCCACCGUCUGCGACCGAUCGUGUUACUCCGGUGGUGAGCUCGGGGCGCGGUUCGGCGGCUACCUCUGCGGGGCAGGGGAUAUCAAGGAGUACGGCUCCCACUGCCGGACGUGCUUCACCGACAUGGAGGAGGCGCAGGCGGCGGAGGAGCAGCUGGCCGAGGAGGAGCAAGCCGCAAUGCGGGGGAGAAGCUUCAAGAUGCCCGUGGACAACGAGAAGAGCAGGAGGGUUCUUCGGGCGGACGACGGACCGGAGGGGGCCGCCGGAUGGGUCGAGGGGGGCGAGGGGGGGGAUAGCCGGGCGGUGUUGAGGGGUAACAGAGGCGGGGGCGCGGGAGUGACACGGCGGAUGGAUGCCGUCGACGGCGGCACCGAUGAUGAGAUGGUAGAGAGGAGGCGGCACGUGAUCAUGUGCGACACGCUGAUGCCGCCACCCCCUGCCACGGGCUGCAGCAACAAGUGCCAGAUGAAGACGGAUACGGUUUGUGACCGUAGCUGCGGAACGGGGCGGUACGGAGAUUACAACUGCGGCUGGCGAGGCUACGGUUCGGACUGCCGGUUCUGCUUCAACGACCGCGAGGAAGCCCUGACGGCGAACGCCGUGGCCAAGCGAAGAGGGGGGUCCGUCAUCAUGUGCCACACGUUCGAGCCGCCCACGGAGGAGGACGAGUGGACACCGCCCAUCACGGCGGAGGACGACGAUGGUACAAUCGGCGGCGGCGAUGGCGCUGCUACUGCUGCGGGUGCCGAAGACGCAGCGUCUCCGAAAGUCUUGACGUCGUCGUCCACGGACGACGACACCCCCUACGACCCGGCGAACGAGCCGUACCUCAAGGACAUCACGCGCGGGCAGAUCUGCGCCUUCAUGACCGGCUUCUCGUCUUUCUUGAAGGAGACCGAGGUUACCGUCAAGAGCAUCGUGCAGUUCAUGCCCGGGAUGCGGGUAGCCAUCGCGACCCAAGAUCACGAUGUCUCGGUGUUCAAAAGGUCCCUGGGUAACCUACCAGGAGUCGUGAUCUCGGAAGCGAUCUCGCCCAUCACCCUGGCGCCCCUCCUGGCGGAUCGGCACUGCGGGAAGGGCACCAAGCUGGUGUUCUACAUGAACCCGGGCGAGCUCUUGUCUAGAAAGUUCACGUCUAAGGACACGCACUCGGCUGCAGGCGACCUCCUGGUGGUGUAUGCGGAGGUGGGUCGGGUCGGCGAGGCAAGCGCAAGGCGCGCGCUCGCCACCAUGUCGGUGCUCGGGUUCAGCAGCCCGUCGUUCUCGUUCGGCAUGGAUAUCAUGCUGCCCGUGCACACGAACGGGCAGCUGCGGGAACUGCUGCUCUCGGACCCCGGGGCGACCGGCAAGGGCCUCGACAGGGAGUCGCAGGCGGUGCACGCCCUGGGGAAGUUCUCGGGCGUGUUCGUACCAGAGGUUCUGGCCGCUCUAGCGUACUCCCUCAACGAGCCGGGCCUGUGGUUCAUCAACCCACAGCAGUGGGUGACCCACCACAUGUUCCAGCAGGCUUCGAUCUGGGACAUCCCGCUGGUGAAGCCGCGGUUCGGCUGCGCGUUCGACAUCUCCAUGGCGGCGCAGGGAUACGACGUAGCCGCCGCGCUGGAGACGCAUCUGGGCCACUUCAUGAGCGGGUCCGCCUGCGAGCGGGGCUUCAUCCCCCUGGACCACGCGUCCCUCAAGCCGAAGCCGAACAUCGAGUUCGGGUACCCGACUGGGCGCGAGAUGCCGUCCAUCUCGAAGCUCCGGCUCCGGGUCAGCGUCAUCUUCUGCGUCGGCAGGGGGGUGAGCCCGACCCUCCUGGACGCCUCGAUCCUGAGCGUGGAGGCCAGGUUCCCCGAGGCGGCGGAAGUGGUGGUGGUGUUCACGGAGCCCCCGGCGAAGCGCGCGGCCCUGCGGGAGAUCCUGAAGAUCCGCAGCGAGAGCGCGCCCUUUCCCGUGGAGGCGAUCGAGGAGGACGGGCCGAUCGGGGUGUCGACAGACGGCGGCUGGCCCGGAUGGUCAGGGCUCCGCGCGGACGACUACGCGUCGGGGGACUUCGUCAUGCAGCUGGACGCCGGCGACCUCCUGGUGACCGACGUUACCUACGACAACAUCUUCCACUUCGGGAAGCCCGUGAUCCCGUUCAAAAGGCUUGCGCUGGGGAUUGGCGGCGGCUCAGGCGGCUGGGCUAGCACCGGCUCGCUGACGGACAAGUACAUCGCCUGUGCAAUCGAGUCCGUGAUCGAGAUGGAAGUCGUGCGGGACUUCGCGCUGAUCAGGGGGCUGGUGUACCCGACGUCGGCCUUCACGGAGAUGAGGAUCUUCGCCAGCGAGGUGCACAACGUCGACGUCGACGACCUGGUGGGGCAGGCGCACGGCAGCUGCCGGAGGGUGGUCCGCAACAACGGGGCGCCCGUGGGAGCCUCCGUCCAUCGCGGGACCUUCGAAGCCAGCCUGUUGGGCUCGUUCAUGUGGCGAUUCAUGCCCGAUUCGGUGCAUUGGAGAGCGCUAGACCCCUUGGACGUCCAGCCCGACGAGUGGAUGUCAGACGUGGGCAAGUACAACCUGUUGUGCCCCCUGGGGCACCUCGACGUCCCGAAUGACAAACGAGGGGCGAGAGAAAUGGGAACUAGGCUCAAGGGGAUAGAUUCGAGAGGGGCGUGCGACCAGUUCUUGCGCCAUGUACGUUUGUCCCGUUGAUUUUUUUUUUUGCGUAGAUCCCGGCAGCGGCAGCAGCAGCGGUGGGCAGCAGAAAUGCGAGCUAUAUUUCGUAGUGUUAUCAGAAGUACACGCCAUACACGCCGUGGGUGGAGAUGGAGGCUGUUACCGUAGGGAGAGACCGCUAGUGACGACACAGGGAAAAUAUACAUUUUUUUUUUUCUUUCUCCUGGGGUUGGGUCGGGGAACGCGGCGAAUAUCCUGAGCUUCUCUACAUGGCUUCAUGCCCCGCCCCCUCCCCUCACGCGACCUUGCGCUCGUUUUUGUUGACCGGCCGUCCGUUGCCGCGCAACAGGUCAUCGCUCUUUGUGUGUGCGCGUGUGUUAGUUGCAGCGCGUGCGGUAGUCGUGGUUGGUAACGCAUGUGCCCAGUGCCCUAAACAGAACCCCGCCUUCGUUUGUGCCAUUAAAUGGUGUACGUUUGGUUCAUUUUUCUAGUCUUGGGGAACAAGUUCACUCUCAUGUAUAUGCAGUGCCGGGUCAUGCGCCUUAGCGUGCGCUUGAUGGCCCGCCUUCGUACGCAAUACGAAGCGGGAAAUAUCACCCUCGGUGUGCAUUCGUUGGCCUCUCAGCUUCGAUAGGAAAAGUUAUUUCUGGGUGGUGUCAUUUUUUUUUUUUAUGGUGUGGCUUUUUUUCGGGACGACUUGAAAGCAAGGGAUACAAAAGCAAAGGAUACUUGUUUUUUUUUGUUCUACUGCUGCUGUAUCUAAAGGAAGGGUAGGAGCCGGUGCCGGCGGGGUUGGCGGCACGUCAUACGAGGGUUGUUGGACGCCUGGUCAGUCGGGGGCGCAAAGCGAGGCGGUGGCUGGCGCUCGGAGUGGUUUUCGCUGACGACGUGCGUUGUCGUAGUUGUUGUUGUUGUUGUUGUUGUCGUUGUCGUUGUCGAACACGGUGUGUGUUGUAACGCUGGUACCAGCACUUUCCAUGGUAGGGGGGUUGUCGUGCGUUUCUUCUCUUUUUUUUUUCCUGGGGGGGGGGGGAUUCUUUUUUGUUUGGAUGGUGCUUGCUCGGUGGAGGGAAGAGGAGGGAGAGGCACCAGGAGGGUGGGCGGGCGUGUUCCGCCUCGUGUGGCCCGCUGACCUGCUGUGCUGCUAUUCUGCUGUUUAGUCAGCGCCACCUCUCGGCGUGUGCUACAGUCCGUCGGAUCCCAAAACCAAGAAAGGCAGUGGUUGCUCAAGAUUGGGGGUCCCAAAUCCGGAUGUUCGAUUUUGG
Molecule: messenger RNA, 5621 nt
Organism: Ectocarpus sp. CCAP 1310/34
Lineage: Eukaryota; Phaeophyceae; Ectocarpales; Ectocarpaceae
Source: the annotation of a GenBank genome assembly